This is a messenger RNA of Annulohypoxylon maeteangense, 1869 nucleotides long. RefSeq lists its product as uncharacterized. The transcript has 4 exons. Gene Ontology annotation, molecular function: zinc ion binding; DNA-binding transcription factor activity, RNA polymerase II-specific; DNA binding. Bases 1 to 1869 code for a protein of 622 amino acids. The record is from RefSeq and is a predicted model, not a curated record. NCBI's taxonomy places the organism in Eukaryota, Fungi, Ascomycota, Sordariomycetes, Xylariales, Hypoxylaceae. Gene Ontology annotation, biological process: DNA-templated transcription; regulation of DNA-templated transcription.
AUGGAUUCUUACACGCAUCCGACCAGUGUUGCGCCUUCGUUGUCGAACGGCUCUCCACCCGAGUUAUUUAAUGGUCUUGGCUCAGAAAUCCUCAGCCAGCAACCCCACUCAACGCCGGUCCCCUCUGCCGCGGGGGCUGGAGAUUCGCGGUCGCCUCCGAUCACUGUGCAAGCAGCUUGCCUCGCCUGUAGGGGAAAACAUCUAAAAUGUGAUGGAAGAAACCCUUGUUCACGAUGUCUAACAUCUGAUUCUGAAUGUAUCUACGUGGCUUCUCGCCGGGGAUACAAAGGUCCAAGAAGGAAUGCGGCUCAAAAUCCGAACAAGCGGCAUGCAUCAGACGACUCGCCGUCCCCCAACGGUGAUAGCUGUCCAAUGCUGUUAGGCGCAGCCGUUUCGACGGUCGCGCCGUCGAGCCUCGCGGCCUUUAAUCCGACUAUGGUAGUCCCGGACUCUCCAGGCACCCCUUUCGCGCCUCCUAGCAUAAACGGCCUUCAACUUUACAGGCAACCUUACCUUAAUGGCACUAACGGCGCUUUGGUCGAGGCUAAUCAGCGACCUCAACAAACGGUCCCAGAACGCUGUAUCGACUCGUUUUACUACUAUUUCUACCCCGGUCACCCAGCAGUUUUACCUAAGGACCAUUUGCUCAAACUAUCGAAAGAGAGAGAUAUCGACCACCUACUUGCAGCGAUGAGAUGGGUUGGAUCUUUGUAUAUCGAUGCUGGUCCUUCUCGCGCUACUUUCUUCGACGAGGCUAUGCGCUCGAUCUAUUCCCAGGACGUCGUCAAGGAUGGAUACUUGGUCCAGGCUAUGGUCAUCGUAUUAAUAGGACUCGAUGGCAGUUGCCAACAGGAGAAAGCACGAGAGAUCCUAUCGGACGUUGAGCGGAUCGCCAUAGAGAUUGGCCUCUAUACAAGAUCUUUUGCCACCUUGCACGGAGGCGGCGUCCCUAGGGUCGAAGAGAGUUGGCGACGGACGUGGUGGGAUUUAUUUGUCGUCGAUGGAAUGGUUGCUGGUGUGCAUCGGCAGUCAAAUUUCCUCCUUUUCGAUAUUGUGGCCGACACAAUCCCACGCCCUAUGUAUCUGGAAGAUUUUGAUGAUCAGAUCUUCUCGGGAGAGGAACGCGAAUUUUCCUCGUUCGCCUACCGCGUUGCUUCCAUAAGGAACUUGGGGCGUAUGAUGCGAUUGCCAAAUGGUGGCUUCCCGAACGAGGAAAACGUAAGUCGAAUCGAAUCGCUGCUAUCGAACUGGAGGAUGCAUCUGCCGGCAUCCAAGAAAGAUAGCUUGAACAAGCACUGUCAGCUAGACGAGAUGAUGUUCCAGGCACACAUGAUCAAUCACGCUUGCUCGAUCAUCCUGCAUCAACCUCUUUCGCAGUUAGACUCAUCUCCGGCGCGCGAGGUAACAGCCUGUGCUCCGCACCGGGCAGUCCAAAGCGGUAACAAUUUCAACAUCCACACGAGACACAUCAUCACGGCAGCGUGUGAGAUCAGCAAGAUGGUGACAUACAACGUGCCCAUCACCAGCCACACGCACUUCUUCACGUGCGUCCUGACAUUAUCGUCGAUCGUCCAUCUAAGCAAGUGGGCCCUCGAGUUCUUCAUCCAAGACGAAGACGACCUUCGGCAGCAGAUCCGACUAAACAUCGGGGCUCUCAACAAGCUGAGCAACGUGUGGAAGGCUGCCAGCACCGCUUCGGGACAGGUCAAGGGGGUCGCGCAGGAAAUCUACCGCGCCAAGAGAGCACAGCAGAACAACCCUUCGUUCUGGGUCGGGUUCACGCAGGAGGAGAUCAUCAGCAGCAUGGCCGCCGACGAGGGCAUCAUGUCGGAGAUCAACACCAUGCUCACGAGUGCGCCACCAUCCUGA